UCAACCAGAAGAAGAAGAAACAGGGCACGGCUUGUCUCUUUAUAGCGGGUUAUAACGGCACUGUCCGAGAACGACGCAACUGGUAUUUUUUUUCUCCUUUUCUAAACAUUAUUUGCGUUUUCUCCUGUUAUAAUGACGAGGCUGCCCGCUGUCUAACGAUAACCCCCGGGGAGGAUACAGUCGUUUUGACGGUGCUGAGCGGAGAGCGGCGGCGGACAUUGCAGGGAUGGAGGGACCUGGAAAGCAGACGUCGUAGUGAGGAAGGCGGGCAGACAGAUAGACGCUAAUUUGAGAAGCAGCAGGUGUACGGAAGGAUAAAAGCAGCACCGGAGGGAUCCUCAGUGUUCAUGAAACUUUGCUACGAUUUACGUGCUGGGGUUGCCGUCCGCCAUGUUAAGGUAAAGCCCAGGUACGCGGUGUUGACCAUGCUAAAGCGCCUGGACAGGAUCCGCUUCCGAGGCCCCAGGACGAGAGACGACUUCCCAGAUCUGGGCGAUUCGCCACCCGCCUCCGACAGCGAAUGUAACGACGACAUGCAGCUGAAGCCGAGAGCAGCUCUGCGGGAUGCAGAAGAUGUUCAGCGAGACCCUGCCGGUUCAGGGUCCCCCACGAUGGCAGCCGCCGUUCAGGACUUCCAGAGGUCAGAGUCAGAACGCCUCAGUGAAGUGAAAGGUCACUUGGAAAUUGCCUUACUUGAGAAACAUUUCCUACAGGAGGAGCUGAGAAAGUUGCGGGAAGAGACCAAUGUGGAUUCUCUACGGCAGGAGCUGGAGAGGGAGCGGAGUAAAAGGCUGGAUCUGGAGCAGAAGAUGAAUGAGGUCCUGAGAACGAGACUGGAGGACUCUCCACCUCAGCCCCCAAGGAAACAGCAGUCGCCCUCCAACAAUGGCACAGCAGAGAAGCAGCAGAAGGAGGUGUGGAGUUCACGGCUGCAGAAGUGGCUGUACGAGCGCUUCGGGGUUUACAUCGAAGACUUCCGCUUCCAGCCAGAGGAGAGCACUGUGGAGGCAGAGGAGCCGCUAAGUGCUAAAAGGUUGACAGAAAACAUGAGGCGACUCAAGCGAGGAGCCAGACCUGUCACUAACUUCUUAAGGAACCUCUCCGCCUUAUCCAACUGGCACUCGGUCUACACCUCAGCCAUUGCCUUCAUUAUUUACAUGAAUGCUGCUUGGCACGGCUGGGUGAUCCCCAUGUUCCUCUUCUUGGCCAUCUUACGCUUAUCUUUAAAUUACCUCAUUGCCAGAGGGUGGAGGAUCCAGUGGAGCAUUGUGCCUGAAGUUCAGGAACCCAUGGAGCCCCCAAAGGAAGACUUGACUGUGUCUGAAAAGUUUCAGCUUGUACUCGACGUUGCACAAAAAGCUCAGAACAUUUUUGGUAAGAUGGCCGACGUUCUGGAGAAGAUAAAGAAUCUGUUUAUGUGGGUGCAGCCUGACAGCACCCGGAAGCUUUACAUCUGCCUGUGGGUCGCUUUCGUCGUGUCCUGCGUCCUGCCAUACAAGCUGAUGGGUUUCAUGAUGGGAGUGUACGCCGGUAUAAAGUUCUUCAUCAUAGACUUCUUGUUUAAGAGCUGUCCAAAGCUUCGGGACAAGUAUGACACACCUUACAUAGUAUGGAACAGCCUCCCCACGGACCCCCAGCUCAAAGAGAGGACCAACGCCACCGUGUCACGGAGGCUCUCCUGCAUUGAGAAGGUUCAACCGGUGGUGUCUCGGAGCAGCCUAGCCACGGUACCCAGCGGUAUGAGCAGGGAAGACGAGGCAGGUCGCUCUCACAGCACCAAAAAGGGGCCCUUCCAUGAGAUUUUCAACCUGCCAGAAUCAGAGCGCCCUCUGGCGGUGUGUGAGAACGGCUGGAGGUGUUGUCUGAUAAACAGAGACAGGAAGAUGCCCACAGACUACAUCAGGAACGGAGUACUCUACGUGACAGAGAAUUAUCUUUGCUUUGAGAGCUCCAGCUCCAAAUCCAGCUCCUCCAAGAAAAAUAAAGUGAUCAAGCUGGAGGACAUCACAGACGUCCAGAAGUACAAAGUUCUGUCGGUUCUGCCAGGAAGCGGUAUGGGCAUCUCUAUAGCCACUCCGUCUACUCAGAAGCCGCUGGUGUUUGGUGCAAUGAUCCACAGAGACGAGGCGUUCGAGACCAUCUUCACUCAGUACAUGAAGAUUGUCACCACCUCCAAACCACCGACCAGCGCAGAGAUUUAGGCCGUAUGCUCUUCACUUCCACUCCUCCUUUUUUUGGGAGGGCAGCAGAAAACUGAAGCGGAGCGGCUUCUGAUUCCCUCAAACUCCUCCUGCUCUCUGGACAGAUGUCGGCUCCUCUUUGAAGGCUCCCAGUCCUGCUCCAGCAGAAGGACGCCGUUCAUCCUGCAGGGGAAGCUAACAGAGUGAGGAGUCGGAUGGGCGUAGCUCCUACGAGCUGCUGAGGAGCUGGAUCUCCUCUUCCACCUGAUUUUUUUGUUUGUUUUUUUUGUCCUGGCUUUCUGGUGUUGCAUGUGUGAGUGUGUGGUGUCAGCUACAAUAGGAAGCUUUCUCUAACCUGCUUCGAACUACCAGAUUGGAACCGGUGCCUGUUGGCUGAAAUCCAACGAAACCACAGUUGUGAACGUGUUCAGCAGCCGUUUGUUUUCCUUAGUGUUGAACAUGUCCGCCUCCAACCAACAGAGCCUUUCUGUUAGUUUACAUCACCGUUCUUUGUUUUUUUUCUAAACACAUUUCAGCAGCGACAGAGCCGCCAAUGAAACCGGCUCACAAACUGAAAAAAAAAAAAA
Molecule: messenger RNA, 2767 nt
Organism: Cyprinodon tularosa
Lineage: Eukaryota; Metazoa; Chordata; Actinopteri; Cyprinodontiformes; Cyprinodontidae
Gene: gramd4a
Product: GRAM domain containing 4a
Exons: 20
Coding region: 348-2201 (617 amino acids)
Biological process (GO): negative regulation of toll-like receptor 9 signaling pathway; apoptotic process
Source: RefSeq, a predicted model, not a curated record